This is a messenger RNA of Phialemonium atrogriseum, 499 nucleotides long. RefSeq lists its product as uncharacterized. Bases 225 to 458 code for a protein of 77 amino acids. The transcript is spliced from 2 exons. Lineage: Eukaryota; Fungi; Ascomycota; Sordariomycetes; Cephalothecales; Cephalothecaceae. The record is from RefSeq and is a predicted model, not a curated record.
AGCACGUACCGCUUGUGUCUUUCUUUUUUUCGGUCAGACGCCCAAGUCAGGCACCAAGGCUAAAUGCAUUCCAUCAUAAAAGCCCCAUACGGACAACCGACAAUAGACUCGACAACAACAGGCUCGCGCAAUCGAACAUCACUUUGAGUUUGGCCCCCCUUGACACUCAAAACUUGUAAAGCGAGUGUCCUCAACAGAGGAACAGAGAAGCUUCGGAGUUUGCGAUGCCUACUAUUGGUGCGGAUGCUCUCAACGGCACGAAGGAAUACAUCAAGGGAGAACACACCUUUACGGUUGGCGACCAAACAUCGGUAAUCGCAACCGGGAUGCUGAUUAUGAUCUUCCCAGCCGGCGAGGUUCAAGCCUGCUGGCACGGGAAGAUCACGGGGGCGACGGGGCAACCUGUGUCACGGGGAUACAGAGUUCGAGUGUACAAUGCGGAUGUGGAAUUCAAGUAGUGGACAGUAGCAUUACAGGUAGCUUUGGUCUUAUAACAAGC